GCGAUAGCUCGCGUCUCCUUCGCGGUAUCGCUGGAGGACGAACGACACGGCAUCUCUCAGUGCGCUUACGGGGACCAGCAUGCUCCGCUACCAUAGAGGAUAGCGUUUGCCACUACGAUCAUCGCAUGCUCGCACGUACCACCACGGACAGUUCCGUUUCGCAAUAAGAAAGAUGUCUGGGACGGGUAAGAGGACUUACCUUCGCGAGGUAAAUCCCUAUCUCAUUUGUCCGUUGUGCAGAGGGUACCUCAUAGACGCGACCACCGUCGUCGAGUGUUUGCAUUCGUUUUGCAGAAGCUGUAUUUUGAAACACCUCAACGCGGAAGCUCAUUGCCCGUCUUGCAAGCAUGUUCUCAACAAAGCCAAACCGAAUAUCAAAGCGGACAAAGCGUUGCAAGACAUCGUGUACAAAUUGGUUCCCGGAUUGUACCAUAAAGAGAUGCGCAAGAGAAGAGAGUUCUACAAGAAGCAUCCGGAGCACGCCGACUUCGCGACCCCCGAGCAACGCGGGGAAGACGUGAGCGGAAGGUUAAUCUUCGCCCCAGAAGACGCGGUCAGCUUAAGUUUAGAGUACCUACCACCUGGAGCGGAUCCGCAGACCAUGCUGCUUAGCAAUAUGGACGAGGUCAACAAUUUGAACGGAUCCAACAGCCAAACUAAUAUCAAUAAUAAUAUCAACAAUAACAGCAUCCAUAACACGAAUUCAACGAAUAACAGGCGGUACCUUCAGUGUCCGGCUCUGGUGACCAUAGCGCAUUUAAAGAAAUUCUUAGCUUUGAAGUACAGCGUCGACAUGACGAGAUAUACCAUUGAAAUUUGCCACCGACGUGCCCCGCUUCCGGAACACUGGACACUCAUGGACGUCGCCUAUAUUUACGCGUGGAAAAGGAAUGCUCCGAUGCGAUUUUUCUACCGAGUAGCGUUGGAAGAGCAGACGUUGGAAGCGCCUCCGCAUGACAGGCCUUCCACGCCCGGUCUCGGUGCAAGUUUACCUCCGGUUGACGCUGCCGUCACUACAAGAAACACCAUCAACGUAGACAGUCUCGAGAACAACGUGGAAUCGAAGACGGAAGUCGGAUCUGGGAGCAACCGUGACGAGAAACAAACGUUGGACAAUCAAAGCCAUGUUUCGAACGAACAGCAUACGGCGGAAGUCAAGAAAAUCGACACGAAAGCCGACGAGCAAGCGGAGAAACCUGCAAGUAGCGUUGCAACGUCGAGGACCGCGAAUUCGACGACGGUUUCGGCUUCUUCAACGAAUACGACGACAACGACGACGGCAACGACGACGACGGUCACGGGGUCGCCUACCUCGAACAACGAGACGACCAAGCAAAUCAAAACGCCCAUUAAGAUACUGAAGAAUCCAGACGGAAGGUACGAGGUCUUAAGAAGUCCAGCGGUCAGCUGGAACUCGAAGGAACAGAGCGUCCCAAGCACGGAAACCAAGUCCUCCAAUCCCGAGUUCAGCGUGGUUAGCAUAGGUAGCGGACAGAACUCGAACGGAGUCAAGAUAACGCUGAAACAGUGCACGCCAACCAACGUGAGUCCAAACAAGCCCAAGGUUAUCAGCAAUGUAUUACUGCACUGCGGUGGUCAAAUGGAGCAGAGAGAUUCCCCUAACAAGUUAGUCGUUCAACAAAUUCAAAGAAACAGGGAGAAACAGUCGGCGGACAAGCAAGAGAAACAAAGACGCAGAGUUACCUUCGUGGAACGGUCCAGUUCUGAGAAAAUCGCGAGUACCCCGUUGAAAAUAGCGCCGAAGAAACCAGGCGAACAGCAGGAGAAGAAACAAUUUCUUCAAGGCUUUCAGUUAACCGCCAAAGAGACGAGUCUCGACAUACCAUCGGAACCGAAUUCUAAAGGGAAAGAGGCUAGUCGUAAGCCCGGUAGCGAAUCGAGCGGUACGCAAAGCGAUGGUAAUGGUAACGCUGCGAAAAAGGAACAGGACGCUGUUUCGACCGAGACGUCAAGCAACGCGGAAGCGCAGAAGAAGAACAACGUCGAGAAUGUCGGUGUAAACGCAAGCGGAAACACGGUCAACGCGAGUAAACGUGUUACUGCCGCGAGUGGAAUUAGCGGGAACGCUCGAGUGAACGCGAACAAACAGUGCAGUGACGUGGACGCGCGUGCGUUCGGUUACGCAAAGAGUGCGAAUGCCACCACUGUGAACAUCAACACGUCCAGCAAUCCUGCAAAGGUCGAUGUGUACACUUUCUCCAACGAUCCUCCGAUACUCCCAGCGGGAGCGGUGAAGAGAAAGUGCCCGCCAGGGCUACCGAUUUUUGAUAUCAAGCGAAAAAGGCAGCAUCAGGUUCAAGCUCAAACCGCGAAGAAACAGACUUCCGCUGCUGUAGCUCCUGCUCCUCCUUCUUCUUCGCCAGUUCCUGCGCAAACCAAUGCCAAGUCCCCGAGAAAGCUGCCCACCGAGCACGUUAUUCCCGCGAAGAGAUCUGCGAACGCGCUGGGAGAACCUGGCCCCAGUCGAACCCACGCAACGCAAGCUUCGAAAUCGUCGUCGAGUCCGAUGCUUUCGAACGACACGAGAAAUAUUUUGGACGGUUGCGGACUUAAUAUCCCCGCGAGCCUCAGUAUAACUCUAACGGCGCCAAAGUCACCCGGUAGCAGCGCCGGAUUCGUCGAGCCUAUCGCCUCCAAAGACAACAGAAAGAAUACCUUGGGAAAGGUGAGUCCCAGCAUCACUCUGAACGACAGAUCCGUCGAUCCACGGGUACUGAAAGCUCUGAAGGCUGGACAGAUAAGAAUGCCAGCACCGCCUAAGCCGAGACAGACCAAACAAACGGAACGCGAGAUGGUUGCUCCGCAACGACAGUCGACACCUACCAAACGGAAACGAGAUCAGGAUUCGCGGGACAUCUUGGACCUCAGCGGCGGAAAGAAGGUAGACAUGCAUCCGUUGAGGAUACCGCAGCCGGUGUCCAAGUUGAAGCCCAAACCGCCGGUUCGAGAUAACAUGUCGAACAUUCCGGAUCAGGGACAAGUAGUGACACUGAUGGGUGGCCACAGGUACUAUCGAGCACCUCCCGGUUCUCUGACCCCGGCUGCGCAUCGAGUCAACGACUGCCCGAUUCCUACGCCGACGCGUGCUCCGGUCUACGCUCCUGGACUCUCCAGCCCGAUGAGCACCAGUCGAGCGAACACGAAUCUGUCGUCCGUUUUCCCCAGUUUGCAGAGUCUCUACGUCCUCAGUCAAGCGCCGAAUCUUCAACAGUUCCAAAUGGACGCGAGGUUGAGGCUGCCGCGCGGACCCGAUUCGAAUUCCUCAGGUAUCUCGAACCCUGACAACCGCUCUAUUAACUGCAACGUACCACCAGGAAAGAGUCACCUAGCCGCUCAAUGCGCGCCAGUGAAGCCUGCCAGGUCGUCGGUCGCUCCUUUGGCGGUUCCAAUCGGUAAACACCAGCAACCGAGCGAAAGAUCAACCCCAGCGUGUGUGAACAGAUCCCUCGCGAACGAGAUAAACAAGGCGAACGCGUUUCGAAACAACGAGACUCCCAAUUCCACCGACACUGGCCAACAAUUGUCCGUCCAAACCAAGUAUUCACCGGUCGCAGAAAGCAACAAUCGAUACUCGCCGCGAAGCAGUGCCAAUAAUAAUGUCAACAACGGAGAUAAACCGGCAUCUACCGAGGCACCGCGCGAAUCGAAUCCGCAAACGAGCAACGAUUCUAGCAAAGAGCCGGACAAUUCGACGCGUCAGACUCCUCAACGCGAAGCGGCCAGCCCGAGAGUGUCGUCCACGGCGUCUCCGUCGCCACCUCCUGGGGACACUACAACCAGCGCGAAUAACGAGAAUGCCGCUAGUCGUAGCAGCGAGAGCGUGAACGCUGCUUCCAACGGAAUAGACGACACGCCUGCUCCAAGUCCUGCAAAGAACAACACAACCGCCGAAGUGUCGAGUAGUAAAUCACCUGCCAGCCCGGACUCCAGCUCGGUGACGAUCGAAAGUCCUUCCAGCAAACGGUGCUCCGCGGUGGAACAAGGAUCCCCGUCCCCGUCGGACGGGUCCAAGUCUUCCGAAAUUUCGACCAAGGUCCCAAACGACGCGGUCGAGGUCACGACGAACGAUAUCGAGACGAAAUCCGACGUCAAGACAACAUCCGACGACAAACAGCUCACCUCGGAAAUGUUUCAGAAGAGGCUGCUGGCCGCGUUCCCCUCCAACGAGUGGGCGAACAAUCCCAUCGCAGCUGAACACCUAGGCAAUUUUUUGAAAAGCUUGAACGCGUCGAUGAAAUCAGAGACGAAGCUGGACGGUGUCGCGCCGGAGAAGGUCGAAUCUCCGCAGCCGUGCAGCGAGGCGACGCUUGCGAACAACGAGGCCACGUCCAAGCCACCCGCGGACGUCGUCGAACAAUCUUAACCACACGAACUGCUCUACACGCGAACGAGAUGCUUCGUCCUUGAGCAAACACGUAAAAGCUACAUCACUGCCAAUGUAACGUUAUCGAAUGAUUUAGCGUGGAUGUGUAACGAUUUUUAUCGUCUAUUUAGAACGCUUUAAAACAUUGUACAGUGCGGUUCUAGAAUCUAGGGCGAAUUGUAGAUUAUUCUCGAACGUAGGUACGAAAGGUUGAUGCAGUGCUUUUGAAAGUGUUACCGAUGAUAGAAUGGUGUACGUAGUGGAAUACGCUUACACGGUUGUUUCUUAAACGGAACCAGGCAACUUUUAGAUAAAUCAAUUCUUCUCAUCGUUGUGUAUGUACAAAUGUUAUACUUUAUCUUUGUAUUCAAACCGUACCAGAUUGAGUCGGUUUGGAAUGGGUUCAAUAUAUUUAUCAAGUGCAAUAGAAAUGGACAAAAUGCUGCAUCGAAUAUUAUAAACAUGCUUUUAUGAACGAAAAAGAUAGCUGAAGACGAAGUGUAUUUAAGAUAGUAUUUGGAAUAUUGAUAUUUUGUUUUUAAAAUCGCUUCAGCAACAGAAGUUUUUAGUGACUAUUACUGAUUGCAAAUUGCAAAUUAACAAUUUUAGGUCUAGUCGUUAUAAUAUACAUUGUUGAAUGUGUUAAAUUUGGUCAAAUGAAUUAAUCCGUUUGAGAAACUGGACAGCUUUUUUGCAGCUCGCUACUUCGUUUAGGUUAAUCUUAAAAUUAUCACUUGAGUUUACUUUGAUCCUUUCAUUUUGAAAUAUGUUAGAGUCCAUUAGAAUAUGAUAAAUAGAAUUUGGAGCUUUGAAUGAUGAAAUCGAUUUCAAGAGUUUUAAACAGUCUUUUACUUAUCUCAGAAACAUAUCCAAUAGUUAUACGCUAGUACUUUCAUAUACACUAUGGCGAGAAGAAUCAAUUCAUGUAAAAAAAGAAGCAUGGUUCCAUUUAAAAAGUAAAUGAAUGCGUACAUCGCACUUGCACUGUUGCUCUAAAAAGAAGAGGCAAAAUUAGUCCUGUAUCGAUUGUUGAAUCUUCGUUAAGAAAAUAGCUCCAACUUGUUCUAGUUUCUAGAGUCACCCUGUAUACAAGGUGUUCCGUGACGUACGGCACGACCAAGCAGAGGUAAUUCAAUCACAGUGUUAUUAUAGAUAAAGCUAGGGAGACGUAAGCCUGCCUAUAAGUGGAAAUGUCCUACCGUUAGAAAGAGAACAAAAAACAGGGUACCGUAUCUAUUUCUGUACUUUUAUUACUGUGUAUGUAAAAUGUAUAUGUCAUUAGUAGACUGCGGAUCUUUAUGCAUUUAUAGGAAAUUUGAAUGUGCAAGAAAGUAUAAAAUGCAAACAAUAUGCAAGAAUAUAAGAAAGAUUGAAAGUAAAGUUCAUGUUACAAUAUUUGCAGAGUAAAAUAAAUUCGCGAAGAUUUUAUUUUGCAUCAAGAUCCGCAGUCUAGUCGUUAGUAAAAGUAUAAACGGUAACCAUUCAUGAUUAACAUGAAAACGAUAUAAAAAUGCGCUGGUAGAUAGAGAUGAGUAGGGUACCGCGGUUUUCUUUCUCUGUUUAGCUAUUGAACGGUCGGAACGCUCCUUUACUCUAUCUAUAAUAUCUCUAUGAACUCAACACGCGAAAAGAAAUCGAUGCGUUUAUUUUAUAAAAGAUCAGUGCCUCCUCGUCGGUUACACCAUCAACUACGGAACACCCUGUGUAGUCUAAUGAUAAGAUGUACGCGCGCCGCGAAAUACAGGGAGACAAAACAGCGACGACGCUGGAAAUUUUAUUUUUUCAAAUUUUUUAAAGACAGACGCAUCCUUCGAGAAGUUUGAACCUGCGCAUAGUUGCUUCGACGAGUUACCAACGUUCCAAGACACGCUCGAUUUUGCAAAAAUAAAAGAAAAAGAGGAGAAAAAGAACAAUGAAAUAAUACUUGGCAGAACUUUCAUAAAUGUCGAACGUGAUAUUCGAUACGCGAAGACUAUUACGGAAAUAAUUGUUUCGUACGAUUCUGUUACUUGUCGCGCGAUAACUGUUCCUACCUCGGUCCACUGUAACUAUGCGAAAACGGAAUGUUUCUUAAAGUACCUCGCAUUGUAUUAUAGCUGGGUUGGCUUCGAAAGGCCACUUGACUUCAUUCCGUUUACAGUAUUCGUCAUCACGAUUCGUUCGAUCUUUCAUUGACUGUCGCUCAAAUACCAUAAUCGUGUACACAGGGUUGACGAAACAGCACAACGAAAAUCUCGUAGCAGGUGCAAAUUUUGUUUUUUCCAAUCGUCUACGAUUAACUUGUAACUCUUGUACGUAAGAAGAAACACAGGGACCGAAACCGAAGGAGAAAUGACAUUUAACAAAUUCGCAGUCGAUGAUAUAAUUUACGUCAUUUGUUAAUCUAUAGCUGAUAGCCGUUGAUUAAAUCUAUAGGUAGUUGCCACCGACAUAACUGUACUUCAUUCUUUUUUAUAACGAGGCAGACAACUUUACGAGUCGAAUUUAUGGUUGCAGCAAGUGUCUAACGAUAAAUUAAUUGCAAGUUUUUUUUUUUUAUGUAAUUAUGUCGUUUAUCUUUAUAACGUAAAGAUAAAGAUAAAUGGAAUCAUGUGAAUGAAAGAUAAUUAUACAUAAUGAGGGAUGAGGAAGAGAAGGAAAAAGGAGACGAGCAACAAGAAUAUUAACUGAAAAUGGAAAAUUUCCAUUUAGUUAGAACAUUCAAAAACAAUAGGAAAUUUGUACAUGUGUACAAUACAAAUCUAUAACACACAUGUGUGAUUAUUUAGCCCGAAACACAAUUUGUUAAAACUUAUAAUUAUGCUUUCAACUUUGUAUUUUGAUAUAGCAACAACAAAAAAUACAGUCAUUUGUUUAUCUAGUUUAAAGAAUGUGUACUGCUCUCGGCUUUAAAAACUAUUAGACAUGGAUAUAUCGACUUGGCUCGUAUUAUAUUCUUCUUGCUUGAAAUUAUUGCAUAUAAAAAUUUGUGUUCUUAUAAAUGUUAUCUUCUUCUAUUUUGA
Hylaeus anthracinus is the source of this 7386-nucleotide messenger RNA. RefSeq names its product protein suppressor 2 of zeste-like. Gene Ontology annotation, biological process: negative regulation of transcription by RNA polymerase II. Bases 173 to 4384 code for a protein of 1403 amino acids. Gene Ontology annotation, molecular function: promoter-specific chromatin binding. Lineage: Eukaryota; Metazoa; Arthropoda; Insecta; Hymenoptera; Colletidae. The transcript is spliced from 6 exons. Gene Ontology annotation, cellular component: PRC1 complex. The record is from RefSeq and is a predicted model, not a curated record.